ACGGAUCCUUUGAAGAGCUCCUCACCAUCCAGUCAGCUGGAUCAGGUUUUUGACAGCCUAAAUGUGAGGGGAAAUAACUCCGCGGUGCUUAUAUCAGAGACUUCGCUGGUGUGGAUGGACAGGUCAGAAGUGCAUAUGCAACACUGUAGGAGCACUGUUGGAUUUAUUUACCGCAUCCAUCUGGGAUUAUCUGCCUCAAGAAUCCGUUUCUUGAUCGGAUGAAAUGAAAAGGAGAAUGUAUGGAAUAAACAAGCGCUGUAUUUACAUAUCAUUUCAUAUUUUCGUGCUUUGGUGCCACGCUCAGGGGGAGAAUCACCCGUCUCCUAAUUUUAACCAGUAUGUGAGGACGCAGGGCGCAGUGACCGACCAGCUCAGCCGCAGACAGAUCAGGGUGUACCAGCUCUACAGCCGCACCAGCGGGAAACACGUCCAGAUUCAGGGCAAAAGGGUCACCGCUACAGCUGAGGAUGGAAAUGUGUACGCUCGCCUGUUUGUUGAGACAGAUACCUUUGGCAGUCGAGUGAGGAUAAGAGGUGCAGAAAGUGGGCGCUACCUCUGCAUGAACAGGAAGGGUAAACUCAUUGGAAAGCCCAAUGGCCGGAGCAGGGAUUGUAUCUUCACAGAGAUAGUACUGGAGAACAAUUACACGGCGUUCCAGAAUGCCAAAUAUGGGGGCUGGUAUGUGGCUUUCACCAGGAAAGGGAGGCCCAUUAAAGCCACCAGGACGAGGGAGAACCAGAGAGAGGUCCAUUUCAUCAAGAGGCUACACACGGGCCCGCCUCCCUUCCCCAACACAGACCAAAGCAAACACUUUGAGUUCAUUCGAUUUCCGUCCACAAGUAGAGCAAAGCGGAACAGGAAAUCACGUACCUCUUCCUAACAUGCAGAAAAGAAAUGUACGGAUGCCAGCUGUGAUAUAGGAAGAAGAUGCAAUUUGCAACAGAUGCAAUUUGCAACAGAUGCAAUUUUAUUUUUGUAUAUUUUUGAUAGGUAGAAAAUUGUUAAAAUGCCAUAAAUCUAAAGUAAUAUUGCUGUAAAAUGAUCAUGUGUAAAUACUGAAAGAGAGUAAAGCAGAUGGAUUAUAUUUAAUCGUCCUGUGUGUAUGUGUUGACUGGUGGGGAGCUGUGAAGGAU
Molecule: messenger RNA, 1133 nt
Organism: Xiphias gladius (swordfish)
Lineage: Eukaryota; Metazoa; Chordata; Actinopteri; Istiophoriformes; Xiphiidae
Gene: fgf17
Product: fibroblast growth factor 17
Exons: 5
Coding region: 224-880 (218 amino acids)
Biological process (GO): positive regulation of protein phosphorylation; fibroblast growth factor receptor signaling pathway; cell differentiation
Cellular component (GO): cytoplasm
Molecular function (GO): growth factor activity; type 1 fibroblast growth factor receptor binding; type 2 fibroblast growth factor receptor binding
Source: RefSeq, a predicted model, not a curated record